AUGACGGUUUCCCUUGCGACAAGGCUUGUGACGCGACGAUCGCCACCGCUUCACUGGCGACGCGGGUUUGCUCGGGCGGCAGUGGACGCCGAAACGAACACCGUCGCCGCCCGGGAGCUACCUCCGUUCGAUUACUCCCCACUUCCGUAUGCGGGGCCCACCGCCGACGAGAUUCUGGCGAAGCGUAAAGAGUAUCUGAGUCCUUCCAUUUUGCAUUUGUACAAGAACCCCGUGAACAUUGUCGAAGGAAAGAGACAGUACCUGUUCGACGAAAAUGGGAGAAGAUACGUGGACGCGUUCGGAGGGAUUGCUACAGUGUGCUGCGGGCACUGUCACCCUGAUGUGGUGGAGGCCAUAGUGAACCAAACCACAAAGUUGCAGCACUCCACGGUUCUCUACCUUAACCACGCCAUCGCCGAUUUCGCUCAGGCUUUGGCUUCUAAGCUUCCCGGUAACCUCAAGGUGGUGUUUUUCACAAACUCUGGUUCAGAAGCAAACGAAUUGGCGAUGCUGAUAGCAAGGUUGUACACCGGGUGUCAUGACAUAAUAUCUCUGAGGAAUGCUUAUCACGGUAAUGCAGCUGGAACAAUGGGAGCCACAGCUCAAAGCAUCUGGAAAUUUAAUGUUGUACAGAGUGGUAUUCAUCAUGCACUAAAUCCAGACCCUUAUAGAGGCAUUUUUGGUUCUGAUGGAGAGAAGUAUGCUGGAGAUGUCCAAGAUAUCAUUAACUUCGGAACUUCUGGACAUGUUGCAGCCUUCAUGUCUGAAGCUAUACAGGGAGUGGGGGGUAUCGUUGAAUUGGCUCCUGGUUACUUGCCUGCUGUAUACAAUACCAUAAAAAAGGCAGGAGGACUUUUUAUUGCUGAUGAGGUUCAGGUUGGCUUCGGUCGCACUGGUAGCUAUUUCUGGGGAUUUGAGGCCCACAAUGUUGUUCCUGACAUAGUGACAAUGGCUAAGGGCAUUGGCAAUGGCAUUCCCCUUGGUGCUGUUGUAACAACUCCAGAGAUAGCAGAGGUCUUAACCCACCGAAAUUACUUUAACACCUUUGGUGGGAAUCCUGUUAGUACUGCUGCAGGGUUGGCUGUUUUAAAAGUAAUAGAGAAAGAGCAUCUUCAGCAAAAUGCGUUUGUGGUUGGAUCCUAUUUGAAAGAGAGGCUCACUGCUCUAAAGGAAAAAUAUGACUUAAUUGGUGAUGUGAGAGGAAGAGGCCUGAUGCUAGGAGUUGAACUUGUCACCGAUCGUGAGCUUAAAAUUCCAGCAAAAACAGAAACAUUGCAUGUGAUGGACCAAAUGAAAGAAUUAGGAGUACUUAUUGGUAAGGGUGGUUACUAUGGAAAUGUCUUCAGAAUUACACCCCCUUUGUGUUUCACCAAAGAAGAUGCAGACUUCGUAGCAGAUGCAAUGGACUUGACCUUGUCUAGAAUGUGA
Sphenostylis stenocarpa is the source of this 1428-nucleotide messenger RNA. The record is from the annotation of a GenBank genome assembly. Lineage: Eukaryota; Viridiplantae; Streptophyta; Magnoliopsida; Fabales; Fabaceae.